Aspergillus saccharolyticus JOP 1030-1 is the source of this 384-nucleotide messenger RNA. RefSeq names its product DUF167 domain-containing protein. The record is from RefSeq and is a predicted model, not a curated record. Gene Ontology annotation, cellular component: cytoplasm. The transcript has 2 exons. Lineage: Eukaryota; Fungi; Ascomycota; Eurotiomycetes; Eurotiales; Aspergillaceae. Bases 1 to 384 code for a protein of 127 amino acids.
AUGGCCACACCACCCCUUCUUCGUCUGGUCCCGGCCAUGACUCCGAAUUCCCGCCUGGCAUCUCAGCUGCCCAGGCGAUACAGUCUUCAGAUCGCCUGCAAUGUGAAGCCAAACGCCUCCAACAACCGGGAAGGCAUCAUCGGGAUAGGUGCAGACCGGGUUGAUGUAUGCGUUGCUGCGGUUCCCCGUAACGGCGAGGCGAAUGCAGCUGUAUCUCGUGUUAUUGCCCAGGCUUUUAAAGUGCCAAAGUCCGACGUAGAGGUCAUCCGUGGACUAAAAUCGCGAGAUAAAAUCCUCCGCAUCAUUAGUUUGGAUAUUGGAUCGCAAUCCGAGGACGAGUUUAUCCAACAGGCGCAUGAGAAACUCAAGAAAGCAUUGAUCUGA